AUUUUAAUUGAUUUGUAUUUUUUUGAAACAUGAAUUUUGAAUUUUGAAUUUUUGAAAAUAUCGAAAAAUUAUAGAAUAUAGGAACGAAGGAUUAAAUAAAGUUUGAAAAAGUGCAUCGGAACAGGUGUAGAAAAAUAUUAAAGGGGAGAGAGGAAGAAACCAAUAAGAGCAAUGUGAAAAAGGGCAGAAAUGGUAGAAGAGGAAGAAAAGAAAGAAGGAAAAAAGUAGUAGUACAAGAGGGAGAAAGAAAGAAAGAUAACGGGAGUGAUAAAAAAAGGAAAAGAGUGAAGAAGAAAGAAAGAAGAAAAAGAAAAAGGAAAAAGUGAGUGAGUGAGUGAGUGAGUGAGUGAGUGAGUGAGUGAGUGAGUGAGUGAGUGAGUGAGUGAGUGAGUGAGUGAGUGAGUGAGUGAGUGAGUGAAUGAGUGAGUGAGUGAGUGAGUGAGUGAGUGAGUGAGUGAGUGAGUGAGUGAGUGAGUGAGUGAGUGAAUGAGUGAGUGAGUGAGUGAGUGAGUGAGUGAGUGAGUGAGUGAGUGAGUGAGUGAGUGAGUGAGUGAGUGAGUGAGUGAGUGAGUGAGUGAGUGAGUGAAUGAGUGAGUGAGUGAGUGAAUGAGUGAGUGAGUGAGUGAGUGAGUGAGUGAGUGAGUGAGUGAGUGAGUGAGUGAGUGAGAGAGAGAGAGAGAGAGAGAGAGAGAGAGAGAGAGAGAGAGAGAGAGAGAGAGAGAGAGAGAGAGAGAGAGAGAGUAGAAGAAAAAGAAAGAAGGAAGAAAGAAAAAAGAGAAAAGAUCGACUGGAAGGAGAAGGAAAGGAGAAAAUAAAGAGAGAAGGAGGAGGAAUGGAAAACAAGGAGAAUAAGAGAGGUGGUUCCGAAGGUGUUCCAGAGGGACAAGUUUUUAGAGUGCACUUGCUUUUCUUCGUUCGGGGGCAGAGGGUGAAGAAGACAACGAUGGCCGGAUGGUGGAGCUUCGGUGGUGCUUUUCUUCUGUUUUUUACUAUUCUCCUUUCCUAUUUGUACAAGAUCAACUGGAUCAAGGAUCUAAGAUUAGAAGGUGAUAACAAAACAGUUUUAGCUAAUCACUUAGAAUCAAAGAAACGAAAAUUGGGUAAACUUCCUCCAGUUUAUCCAAACGGAUGGUUUGCCUUGUUAGAAAGUUCUCAAUUAGAUAAAGGUCAAGUGAAACAUGUGGCUGCACUUGGACAAAAUUUUGCAGUUUUCAGAACAGAUAAUGGGACAAUAAGAAUUUUAGAUGCCUACUGUCCUCAUUUGGGUGCAAAUAUGGCUGAGGGUGGACGUGUAAAAGGUGAUUGCUUAGAAUGUCCUUUUCAUGGUUGGCAAUUUCGUGGUUCUGAUGGACAAUGCAAUCACAUCCCAUAUGCCGAUAAAGUGCCACAUAUUGCUAGAACUAAAACUUGGAAAAGUUGUGAGGCUAACGAAAUUAUUUUCGUUUGGUAUCAUGCAGAGGGAUUAGAACCGAAUUGGCAACCACAAACAAUUAGCCAUGUUUUAAAUCGAACAUGGCGUUAUCAUGGACGAAAUGAAUUUCUUAUUAAUUGUCAUAUACAGGAAGUUGCAGAAAAUGGUGCUGAUUCAGCACAUCUUAGUGCAGUACAUGGUCCAGCAAUAUUUACAAAAAUUGCAAAUUUUUUUUCUUUUUUCGCUCGACAUUCAUGGACCAACGUCAAUUGGACACCACAUAUUUCUUUCUUAAGAUCCCAAGAUUUUAAAGAAAUCAAAACAAUAAAACAAGAUGAUGAAAACUUAAAGCAUAGAGCAUAUAUGACUUUAAGACAUAGUCUAAUUCUAUUUGAAAAAUUUAAACUUUUACAAUUGGAUGUAAAUGUUCAACAAAUAGGCCCGGGAUAUGUCGAACUUAUGAUGCAUACUUCUUUGGGAUCAAUGUGUAUUUUUCAGACAGUAACACCAAUGGAACCCCUUUUACAAAAGGUGACUCAUUUACUAUAUUCUCCUCCUCUACUUGGUCCAUAUGCUAGCAUGUUAUUCUUAGCAGAAUGCUUAAUGUUUGAAAGAGACGUAGCCAUUUGGAAUCGAAAGAAGUUCGAAAAACAACCCCUUUUGGUCAAAGAAGAUAAAAGCAUACUUGUUUAUCGCAGAUGGUAUGCUCAAUUUUAUUCGCAACACAGUCCAAGUUAUCAUUCUGCCAUUAAAUCUUUACAAUGGUAAAUUUUUUGUAUUGAAAAUUUUUGUAUUUUUCACGGAACUCAAAUUUUAUUAUAUAAAUUAUAAUAUUAAUGAAAAUUGAAAAAAUAAUUCAUUUAUAAUGUUAAUAAUAAAAAAUUGAAAAUAUUUACAAAGAAAGACAUGCACAAAUAUUUACAAAGAAAAUGAGAAAGGAGAAGAUGAUGUAUUUAAUCUAAAAUUCAAAUAUAUUAUAUUAUUCCUA
Molecule: messenger RNA, 2399 nt
Organism: Apis cerana (Asiatic honeybee)
Lineage: Eukaryota; Metazoa; Arthropoda; Insecta; Hymenoptera; Apidae
Gene: nvd
Product: cholesterol 7-desaturase nvd
Biological process (GO): cholesterol metabolic process
Cellular component (GO): cytoplasm
Molecular function (GO): 2 iron, 2 sulfur cluster binding; oxidoreductase activity
Source: RefSeq, a predicted model, not a curated record